Oenanthe melanoleuca is the source of this 3359-nucleotide messenger RNA. RefSeq names its product PHD finger protein 7-like. The transcript has 13 exons. NCBI's taxonomy places the organism in Eukaryota, Metazoa, Chordata, Aves, Passeriformes, Muscicapidae. Gene Ontology annotation, cellular component: nucleus. The coding region runs from base 280 to 2184 and encodes 634 amino acids. The record is from RefSeq and is a predicted model, not a curated record.
GUCAGUGCGAGCUGACAACAGGAGGAGAAGGCAGGGCAGGGACGCGGCUGCCCAGGGACCCCAGGGAUCCAGAGGAGACAGCAGCGUUCCUCAACGCAGCGACGGGAGGAGAAGGCGGACAGGAGCAGGGCUCACGCAGGGCUGGACAGGGAGUAGUGCCCUCGUGGCUCUGGGCCUGUGUGCCAUCUCCCCACACCCUUCUUUCUCCACCAGAGAGAGGACAAGCGCCUGAAGGAGACUGUGGCCUUCCUGCACAGGGCCUCACUGCUGACCAGAACCAUGUGUGAGAGGAAGCAGGAGGGCCCUGAUGCCAGGGAGCCAGCAUGCAUGCUGUGUCACCGCACUGAGGCUGACCCGGACACCUGCGGUGACAAACUGGAGAAGUUUGGGCUUUGUGCCCACGUGUUCUGCCUGUAUUUUACCACUUUGAUUCCUCGGCAAGAAAAUGAACGCGUUGGACUCAUGGGCUUUCUCCCACGAGAUAUCCACCUUGCAGUCAGGCGGGCGGCACAGAAGCACUGCUGUGUCUGCGGCCAGAGCGGGGCCACCAUCCUGUGCUGCGAGGAAAACUGCGGCAGAUGGUUCCACCUGCCCUGUGCCAAGGAGGGCGGCUGUGUCACGCAGUAUCUUCCAAAUUACAGCUCCUACUGCUCUGAGCACUUUCCAAAGCUGGAUGUGCAGGUGACUCCAGAGCCAGGCACCGAAUGCCCCAUCUGCCUGGAGCCUGUGGAGGACGGAAUGUCCUACAGAACCAUGGUGUGCCCAGCGUGCAAAAGGGCCUGGUUCCACAGGGACUGCAUCCAGGGACAGGCCAUGCGCACUGGCUAUUUAUGCCUCCACUGCCCCUUCUGCAGAAACGUUAGAGAAUUUCUAACCCAAAUGUUCAUCAUGGGGAUCCGAAUCCCCUUCAGACUCCCAACAUGGGAGGAAGAUGACACCUUUGCAGAUUUAGAGGAAAGGCACAGCCAGUGCAAUGCCAGGAAAUGCCUUUACCCAGGAGGCAGGGAACAGGCAGAGGAACAUGGGCCCUGGGAACUGCUCCUAUGCUCCUCCUGUGCUGCUGAGGGCACCCACAGGCGCUGCUCUGGCCUGAGAAACUGCAUAGAAAGCUGGGAGUGUGACACCUGUGCUGGUCUUGGCACAGCCUCCAGGGAUGGGCCGGAGCUCCAUGGCCCCAGCCUGACCAGCCAGUCGGGACUGGAGCCUCCUCAUGGCUCCCCAGAAUCAGAGGCCAUCAGCCCCAGCUCCCACAGCCUGCUGCCAUCGGGUCUGGCUCCCCAGUCUCCAGAGACCAGCAGGCGCAGCAGCCACCGACAUGCAGCAGUGCAGACGUCACUGCCACCUUCCUCGCUGGACACCAGCAGCUCAAGCACAUCAGGGUCAACAUACAGCAGCUCCACAGACCCUGAGAACAGGGUCCAUUGCAGAUGUGCAGGGCCUGAGCGCAGGCGAAACGGCUCUCGCCAGCAAGGUCGGACCCCAAAUCGACCCAUCCAGUCAAGGAGUCACCGUGACAGGAGCAGGAGGGCAAAACCAAGGGCUGAGAGGCGCAGGCAAAGGGAGACGCCAUCACGGGAAUUCCCCAGACGCAGCUGCUCCCGCCUGCAGCGUCGGGCCACGAGUCCAGCUGAUCAGACAAGGAAUCUUCGUGACAGGAGCCACAGGAGAACUUCAGGGACUGAGGGGCCCAGGCGAAGGGAGACAUGGUCAGAGACAUUCCCCAGACGCAGCCGCUCCCGCCUGCAGCGUCAGGCCCAGAGUCCAGCUGUCCGGUCAAGGAGUCACCGUGACAGGAGCCACAGGACAACUUCAAGAGCCGAAAGGCCCAGACGAACAGAGACACCAUCAGGGCCGUCCCCCAGACGCAGCCGCUCCCGCCUGCAGCGUCAGGCCCAGAGUCCCGCUGUUCAGACAAGGAGUCGGCGUGGCAGGGACACCAGGACAGCAUCACGGGCUGACAGGCCCAGACGAACAGAGACACCAUCAGGGCCGUCCCCCAGACGCAGCCGCUCCCGCCUGCAGCGUCGGGCCUCGAAUCGACCUGUCCGGUGCAGGAGUUGCCAGGACAGGAGCAGCAGCACAGCAGCAAGGGCUGACAGACCCAGGCGCAGGGGGACACCGUCAGGGACCUCGCGCAGGAGCAGCCGCGCCCGCCAGCGACAUCGGCCCUCAACUUGGACCUGAAACAGCAGCACUUAGUGCCAUCUUUCCUUUCUAGUCUGUCUGGUUGCUGUUGUUAGUGAAGGAAAGAAGUCUGUGCUAAGUACCUCAACUUCUAUGUUACCAUGUAUGAAGUGAAAAUUCCCUUAAGGAUGUGGCUAAUUUAAAAAGGACAUUGUUUCCUGCCUUGAGACUCCAACCUCAGAUGUUUCCCCACUUCUUACCCUUCAAUAUGAAUCACUCCUUCAUGGACUUGGAUGUGUUUAGGGAGACAUGAAGAGCAAGGAUGCUCUUAGGGAAACUUUCUUUGGAAAGGAUGUGUGCUGUGUUGAUAUCCUUGAACAAUCUCAUUGCAGUAAAGCCAAAAGAAGACGGAAGAGAAUGAGAGACUGCCUCAAGUGUCUGAAGAAAUCAAUGAUGAUUUUGUGUUGAUUUAAAAGACUUGCUUCGACCUUCAAGAAACAAACAAUGAAAAGACUGUGGAAAUACCCUGGGACAAAGAGUGUGCACAGGACUCUGCCCCAGAUGACUGUUCACGACCUUUGCCUGAGAACAACAUAGCUCAGGAGUCAAAUGCUUCCAUGUUUUCCUUCUUUGGAGAAACAGAGGAGUUGGGUGUCAAAGAAGAGUCUUCUGUACUUGGAACAAUAAAUCUGGGAAAAGUCACAUGGCAAGAGGAUUCACAUUUCCAAGACAGCAGUUCUGAGGGUGAUGAUGAGCCUGAGACGUCAGAAAUUGAAAAGGACCAAGAAAUCCCUACAGCUUUAACUCGAGUUCAUGGAAUUUGACAGUACCUUUUAGGAUGCUAAAAUCCCUUUGGACUUGUCUAGAUUUCUUUCGCUGCCACACACAGAAAAUCCGAGAUUUUUCUUCUUCUCCAAAGAUGAUGAGCGCCUAAGAGAGGGCCCAAAGUUAUUUUGUAGGUCAAUAGAGCUCAGUGAAGAAAAAGAGGGUUGGGAAGAGAGACGUGCAUUAUUGCUUGAGGUGAGUAUGUGAGGUCAGUUCCCUGGUAACUGUGGCUGAAAGCUGAGUAUGGAGAGGGAACAUGGCUAUGAAUGUGCAUGAGAACAAAUUCAGGUCUGUGAGACAAGCCUGAAAUUUUGUAAUUGCCUGGGCACAAAAGUUCUUUAGUAUACUGGUGUGUAUAACAUCAUGGUGUGAUGUCCAGGCAGGCAAACCACUAAAAUCUCUGUAUGUUA